Punica granatum (pomegranate) is the source of this 1802-nucleotide messenger RNA. The record is from RefSeq and is a predicted model, not a curated record. Lineage: Eukaryota; Viridiplantae; Streptophyta; Magnoliopsida; Myrtales; Lythraceae.
AUGGCACACGGAUAUCGAAUUCGUGCCAAAGAGGUGAGAUGUCACCUCCAAUCUAUGGAAUUAUGUACAGGUAUCCCUUACUUUGCACUAGCCACCCCUUCUUCUAUAUUUCCUCUGCCUCUGUUGGCACCGAAUUUUUGAAUGCUUCCUGGAAUGCUGUUGCUAUAGUUUGAGUCUUGUUGUCUCUUAUUUUUCUAAUUUUAUUUUGUUAUCUUCAUUCUAUACUUUUCCUCGAGCAUUACCUUCAUGUUCGAUAUGGAUGAGGCAACAACAAUUGUGUUCAACCUUGCUCGUAGAAAUGGAAUCGAACUAUGUCCGGAAACUCAUACUUAGCAGCCCAAGUUUUCAUUUUGCUCUGUUCCUAUGACACUUUUCCCCAAGUUUUCCGGUCGAUGAAGUGGACGAUGAUGGUCCGCGAAGUGCAGAAGCAGCUCCCUCCGCAGCCGCACUGGGCCUUCCGUUACACCAUGCUCUUACGAGCCACCCGCAAUCUGGGCUUCUCCAUCCUGCAGCUCCCUCUUCAACUGCGCAAACCUAUGAUGAUCUUCUACCUGGUUCUGCGUGCCCUUGACACCAUCGAGGAUGAUAUGAGCUUAUCGUCGGAAGUGAAGAUACCAAUCCUCAUAGCCUUCCACGAGCACAUAUAUGAUCAUGACUGGCAAUUUUCAUGUGGUUCCCCUAAGUACAAAGUUCUCAUGGACAAUUUCUACAAUGUCAGAACAGCCUUCUUAGAGCUCGAGACCAGUCAUCGAGAGGUGAUCAAGGAUGUUACGAAAAGAAUGGGGGCAGGAAUGGCCAAAUUCAUCAGCAAGGAGGUUGAGACGAUGGAUGACUUGCACGAGUACGCCCAUUAUUCUGCUGGGGUCUAUCCAGGAAUAUCAAGGAUUUUCCGCACAUCCAAGUUGGAGGAUUCAUCCUGUCAUUCAGCUGACCAGGAACAUCUCUACAACUCCAUGGCCUUAUUGGUUCAGAAAUCAGACGUUAUUCGGGACUAUCUGGAAGAUGUACACGAAGCACCAGAGCCGCGUCGGUUCUGGCCUCGUUGUAUAUGGGGCAAGUACGUAAACAAAUUGGAGGACUUCAAACAUGAAGAGAACUCGGCGAAAGCAGUGCAGUGUCUGAACGAGAUGGUCAUGUAUACCUUGACCGACGUGGAAGAUAGCUUGAAGAAUUUGUCGUCCUUGAAAGAUCCUGUCGAGUUCCGGUUUUACGCACUCCAUCAUGUAGCAGCUACCGGGAUGCUAGCUUUAUGCUACAACAAUAUCGAUGUCUUCAGAUCUGCAUCGAACUUAAAGUUAAGACCAGGUCUUGCCGCCAAGCUUUUUGAUAGGAUAUGGACGAUUUCAGAUUUGUGUCGUGCCAUCUUGGAGUUUUCGAGCCUGAUGAAGUCAAAGGUUGAGAAGCACGACCCGAAUUCAGUGGAAACUUUGGUCAGAAUUGAAGCCAUAGAGCAUAUCUGCAAGACCGGAUCUCAACAGGAAUGUUAAAUUGAAGGUUGGUUUGGGCUCCUUACCUUUCUUGAGUUAUUAUUACAUGCACUUGGCCACAUCUUCUUCCUGGCGUUAGAGAUUGGAUCAGACCGAUCAAUCCCAAUGUAUGUCUGUCUUUGAACUUGAGUAACUAAAGUUGUCUGUCUUGCGUUGUAGUCAACAGUAACUUACGAGUUAAGUUAGACAGUUUCUGUUUAUGAAUUUCAAAUGUUUACUGUAGGAAGCAGUUAUUUUCACUUGGUUAUGGCCUCAUAUGUAAGAGGGGUCGAUGGUGUAUGGACGGACACGCAGUUAAUGAACAUUUUCCCUUCA